Messenger RNA from Trichoderma virens Gv29-8, 1311 nucleotides. RefSeq lists its product as uncharacterized. The transcript is spliced from 8 exons. The record is from RefSeq and is a predicted model, not a curated record. NCBI's taxonomy places the organism in Eukaryota, Fungi, Ascomycota, Sordariomycetes, Hypocreales, Hypocreaceae. Gene Ontology annotation, molecular function: heme binding; iron ion binding; monooxygenase activity. The coding region runs from base 1 to 1311 and encodes 436 amino acids.
AUGAAUAAUGUUGCAAAGAAUGUUAAAGCCUUUGAAGAUAUUCAUAGCCUCUGUGUAUCGUGUCUACUUUCUAGCCCGCGUGAAUUAUCCAUCAACCGUCCAUCUGCUAUCGGAGUUAUUUACGAAUCCCCUACACGAACAACAAGAUCACCAUGGUACGCACAAGUGUCGAACGAUGUGACCAAAAUUUCCUUGAACUCUACCCGUGUGCUCAACCUGCAUAAACUUCGGAAGAAGGCUUGGGAAAGAGGUCUUGGAUUUCGCGCUUUGGCUAUUUAUGCACCACGAAUAAAGGCCAAAGUAGAUCUUCUGUUAUCCAAAAUCGCGGACCGCUGUGGACAACCAAUUGACAUCACAGAAUACGCUAUGUUUUUUGGCUUCGAUGUGAUGGGCGAUAUCGGAUUUUCCAAAGAUUUCCACAUGUUAGAGCAGGAGAGUGAGCAUCCCGCUAUCAAAGGUGUCCACGAGAGCAUGUUGGCCAUUGGUGUUCUAGGUACAGUGCCAUGGCUAUUAUCAAUGAUAUCUAAAGUGCCUGGAGCAGCAGCAAGCUUUUCUCGAUUUACCACAUGGUGUCAUCAGGAACUUCAGAAAAAGCGUGAAAUUAUGGCCAAUGAGGCCGCGAUGCUAAAGGAUCAAGAUCAAGAUCCACGAGAUAUAAUAUCCUGGCUGCUGAAAGCACUGAAUGAAGGAGAUCCUUCAGCUCCACCCGGUGAAAUUGCAAUUCAGGAGGAUGCUCCAAUACCACUAGCGUCGCUCUUUCAAAUGCGUAAACUCUAUUAUCUCGCUAGCAACCCAAAUAGCUAUCGGCGUCUUCAAGCAGUGAUUCAUCAAGAAUUCCCCAAAGGCAUAAAUGAUUGGACAUAUGAGAAAAAUAUUCCAUAUCUGAACUAUGUAAUUCAGGAGACGUUACGACUAAUGCCUUCCGUCCCAGGCGGCUUACCACGUCUCACGCCUCCGCAAGGCCUCAUGAUUGAUGACCAAUUCAUCCCCGGGGGCACAAUUGUUUCAGUCCCAACAUAUACAGUACAACGAGAUGAACGAUUUUGGUCAGAUGCAGAUGCUUUCAAGCCCGAGAGAUGGGAGAGCCUAUCAACAGAAACGUCUGCGUGGAUUCCAUUUACACGAGGCCAAUGGGUAUGCCCCGGUAGAAAUCUUGCUAUGAUGGAGCUUCGCAUGGCUCUUAGUCGCAUUGCACUUCAGUAUACUAUCUCAUUUGCUCAUACAGAUGCUGGGAAGAACUUUGACGCUGGAGUUAAGGAUACUUUUACUUUGACACUUCCAUCGUUGCAUCUUUUAUUUACGCCUUUAUAA